Messenger RNA from Pseudovirgaria hyperparasitica, 1440 nucleotides. Its product is annotated as actin-like protein 2. Gene Ontology annotation, biological process: Arp2/3 complex-mediated actin nucleation. The coding region runs from base 74 to 1246 and encodes 390 amino acids. The record is from RefSeq and is a predicted model, not a curated record. Gene Ontology annotation, cellular component: Arp2/3 protein complex; actin cortical patch. The transcript has 6 exons. Gene Ontology annotation, molecular function: actin filament binding. Lineage: Eukaryota; Fungi; Ascomycota; Dothideomycetes; Acrospermales; Acrospermaceae.
UACUCUGUGACAGUUGCGCGAUCUUGAGCUGCGAGCACUCGAUACUCGAGACCAUUCAGCAAAUAUUUCGGCAAUGGCGGAGGUACCCAUUGUCCUUGAUGGCGGGACUGGGUUCCUCAAAGUCGGUUAUGCAGGAACGAACUUCCCAGAUCACCAGUUUCCUUCCAUUGUCGGUCGACCAAUUCUCCGGUCCGAAGAAAGAGAUGGCGAUAUUGUAGUCAAGGAUAUUAUGUGCGGCGACGAGGCUGCUGCGGCCCGGUCAAUGCUGCAAAUAACGUACCCGAUGGAGAAUGGCAUCGUGAGACAGAGUGGAUGGGAGGACAUGCAACACCUAUGGGACUUCACUUUUUUCGAGAAACUACGCAUAAAUCCACAGGGUAGAAAGAUCCUUCUAACAGAGCCCCCGAUGAAUCCGGUUCGGAACCGCGAGCAAAUGGCAGAAGUCAUGUUUGAACGAUACGAUUUCGGCGGGGUCUACGUGGCCAUCCAAGCGGUGCUGGCGCUCUAUGCACAAGGUCUCUCCUCUGGUGUAGUGGUCGACUCAGGAGAUGGUGUCACGCAUAUCGUUCCGGUGUACGAAAGCACAGUCCUAAAUCAUCUGACGAGAAGGUUGGACGUGGCAGGAAGAGACAUCACCAGGAACUUGAUCGCACUCCUACUUCGCAGAGGCUACGCCUUGAACCGUACGGCAGAUUUUGAAACUGUUCGUCAGAUCAAAGAGAAGCUGUGUUAUGUCUCGUACGAUCUUGAGCUCGACCAAAGGCUCAGCGAGGAGACCACCACACUAGUAGAGUCCUACACCUUACCGGACGGGCGCGUUAUUCGAGUAGGGAGCGAGAGGUUUGAAGCGCCGGAGUGCCUGUUUCAACCCCACCUGGUUGAUAACGAGAAGCCCGGAAUCGCCGAGAUGCUGUUUAACAUGAUUCAGUCGGCAGAUGUGGACGUUCGUAGCAGCUUGUACAAGGCUAUUGUGCUCAGUGGUGGGAGCAGUAUGUAUCCCGGUCUGCCAAGCCGACUGGAGAAGGAAUUGAAGCAGCUAUGGCUUACUAGAGUGCUUGGGGGCAAUCCUGAGAGGCUAAAUAAAUUCAAGGUCCGCAUAGAAGAUCCACCACGACGACGGCAUAUGGUGUUCCUUGGUGGUGCUGUGCUUGCCAACAUUAUGGCAGACAAGGAGGAUAUGUGGGUAACGAAGGCGGAGUGGGAGGAGCAGGGAGCUCGAGCGCUGGACAAGCUUGGAGCCAGAUAAAUAUGACAUGUGUCUCUAUAGGCAUCCCAAAUGGCAGAGCUAUGGUAUCAAAAUAAAUUACAUCUAGGCAUGAUAGCGACAAUAGAAGACGUAAAAUCAUUCUCGAGAUGGACAGAAUGCUUCAACUUGCUCUUGCUCCUCACGCAUACCAGCCACCCUCCAUUAAACAUAUAAUUCACAUGCAGCCGUCAAUC